AUGUCAUCACUUGCUGUUUCAGGAAUUGCUCCACUUCAGGAUUUAACCGGUCUAUUGUACUUACUCGUCGGUGCCACGUUGUAUUUUUCACGUUCCACUAAGCAAGACAUCAUGUUGAAUGAAAAUCUUGUCACCGAGCUUGAUAAUCGUGACGCCAGAAUCGUAACCGAGAUCCAAAGAAUCUUGACAAUGCUUAAUACUUCUACUGCGAGACUUGAUGAGAUCGAACGAGCCCUUCAAUCCCGCCAGAACAAUUCUGACGAAUACGAUCAACAGAGCGUGCAUUCCGCAGGUCAAGCCUCAAAUCAUUCCUCUGCAAGCUCGGGUCAAUUAACGUUCACGGGUAUCAGCUUAGGUCCUUGCGUUAGACGACUUCAUGAAUUUAACGACGAACAUUGCCAUGAGGAAAAUUCAGAUGCAUUGAAUAAUACAGCCCGCUUAUACGAAGAUGCAUGUAAUGCAGAAGAUAAAACGAUAAAAGCCAAUCAGGCAGAAAUUUUAUGCUGGUGUAAUUUUAUUAUAGGACUGGAUAAAAGUGUGGAUGAAAGUAUGAAAAAGGCCAAAGGACAGAUUUACAAUUUUAUUCUUGCACACAAUCCUGGUACCAAACGAAAUACUUUAUAUCAACGCAUCAGUAGAGCCAGGAAGAUUUAUGAGUUUAUCGAAAAAAUAGGAAUUGAUAAUUCAAAAUUAUCCGAUAGUAAAAUUCAAACUAUUAUUGAUUACUUCUCCAAGAAUCUCAACACUGAAUUACCGGAUGAACAGGAUGACUCUGUCAUAGAUUCCGAAGAGGAGGUUUCGGAUGAUCAGACUAAUGCAUCGGAAGCAGUUUCAGCUGAAAUGAUUCCUCAGAAUUCGGUCCAGUCAAUUCCCAAAGCUGAGGACGAUUUUGAUAAAAUGGUCAUGGAAGCUUUCGAGGAGAAAGAGGCUAGUCAUUCUGUGUCUGCCUCCUGCAAUUCGAAAUAUGAGGUGAGUGAGAAAAAGGAAUCUUUACCCAAGGAAGAGGUAAGUGUACCCGAUAAUUCCUUAGAUUUUAAUUUGGAUUCCUCUGAUGUUGAUAAUGUCGAUAAUGAAAAUGAUGACGAAUUCUCCGAUAACGACGAAGAGGAAGAUGAUGAUGGGUUCUGCGGUUUCUCUGAUGAUGAUGAAGGUUAUUAUUACGAUUUAAACACCGAUGUCUCUAAACAAUAUUCAGAAAUUGUCCCAUUUUUGGUCUUUGUGUGGCUAAUGAUGUUUGCUGAGAAAAUUCCUGUCCAUCUGAUUUUCGUUGCCAAAGGUUUCACCAUGUAUAUCAUUAGACAGCAACUCAAUACACGUGUGGAAAGACUAACCACAGAUUUUACAUCACGAGAUGCCACAUUUGCCAAUUAUGAAUCUCUUCGUGAUCAGUUGGAUCAAAUAACUGAGACGGGUUCCAUGGCCUCAUUAAGCUUCGAACAACUUGCUGAACAAACCGUACCUACAUCCGACUCUUCUGAUUCUUCCAGUUGUUCGAGCCAACUAUCAUUUUCCGGUAUCACCUCAACAAUCCGAAAUCAAUUCAAAAUUAUUUCGUUUGAUGAUAUGUGUAAUAUAGUAUCUGUUGAGAUUCUUGGUCUUAGGAUGGAAAAAAUUAAGGAAACCGUAAAAAGUUUUUAUCAUAAUAAUGGGCCGGUCUCCUACAUUUACUUAAAAAAUAGCUUAGUAAUAAAGCUUGCUUCUCGAAAAAAAAAAAAUAAUAAAGAUAUCAAUAUCGACCAUACUACUAUGUCUCUUGAAUCGCAACAACAAGUGUUAGAAAACUUUUUCAAGAAUAAUACAGACUGGUCAUUAAUCAAGUUCCUUAAAUACAGAGCGGAAGGCGAUGAUUUUACUUACGAUAGAAGAAAAGAGCAUAUGUUGUAUAAGGCUGUUCUGACUCUAUUAACCAAGGAACAUGCUCAAGCUAUAAAAUAUCUCUCUAAUUUUGAAGUUAAGUUAUUUAUUGACUUUAAGAUGAGUGGGUUCAAGGACUAG
Ambispora gerdemannii is the source of this 1995-nucleotide messenger RNA. The record is from the annotation of a GenBank genome assembly. Lineage: Eukaryota; Fungi; Glomeromycota; Glomeromycetes; Archaeosporales; Ambisporaceae.